UUGGGCCCGGUCCAACCGCAACACCGACCCGCGAAAACGCCGCCUGGUUCGCACGCACACGCUCGUCGCGCCGGCGCGCCUCCGCCGCGCUGCGACCUACUGGCGGCGGCUGCUCCGCCCGCCGCCCUCGGCCACGCGCCACCGAUGUGGAAGCGCCUCCUGGAGACGACCAAGAAGGUGUCCGCCGCCGCGCCCGAGCUCGCAACCCGGAAGCGCCCCUCCACCAGCCGCAGCCCCGCGGUCUCCCCGGCCACCGCGGUCUCCCGCGCCUCCCUCCUCCGCCUCAAGCAGGCCGCCGCCUCCAAGAAGACCACCUUGCCCUCCUCCCUCCCCCACGCGCUCGCCAACGACGGGGAGGAGGAGGACAACUCCCGUGACUUCACCAAGGAGAUCCUAUCCAUAUUGAACGGUCCUGAUGAUGCGGAAGAGUCCGGUGCCACGGAGGCGCUGCCGGAGGAGUCCGAAGACGACGUGGACGCCAUUGGCAACAAGAUACUGGAUAUGGAGUGGUUUGCAGGGUCGCAGCCGAGUAGCGCAAUGAUGCACUUGCGGAAGGAGGUGGUGAGGGAGAAGAAGAAGCGCUACAUCUUCAAGAACACGGAGAGCCACCGCUUCACGAGGCUGAUGCGGAUGUGCGCCGACAAGCUUGGCACCGAGUCUGCGCUCGAGUUCUUCGGGAGGCUGGGGAGGGAUACCGGUCCCAAGGAGUUCAAUGCAUUGAUUAGGGUUUGCUUGGAAAAGGCAAGGGCCUGCGGGGACGUUGACUCAGCAGUGGAACAUAUUUUUCGGGCAUAUCGGCUUUUUGAGAUGAUGAAAGAUAGGGGGUUUCAGAUCGAGGAAGACAGUUACGGGCCAUUUCUCUUGUACCUGGUGGAUGUGGAGUUGUUGGAGGAAUUUGAGAUGUUCAGUGCAUUUUUUAGGGAUGCGAAUCCACGGUCCUGCUCCAGGAUACCUUAUUAUGAGAUGUUGCUCUUGAUUCGAGCUCAAGAUGAAGAAAGCAUUCGAGAACUUUGUCGCUCUGUCGAAGACUGCAGUGAGGAAGCUGAUUAUUGCAUAGCAGAAAGCUAUAUGCUGGCCUUUGCUGAAAGCAACAGAAAGAUGGAUUUUGUCACGUUCUUGGAAUUACUUGACCCAACAAAAGUUUUAGGGUCGAAGUACAUAUCCAGUAUAUUCAAGUAUAUGGGUAGGCUCAAACUGGAGAACCAUGCUGAGAAACUUCUUCAGAAGAUGACAUCAAAAGAAUACUCCGAUGUAAAAGUUUCAUCCUUAAUUUUUGACUAUGCUGCAAAUAUACCGAGUAUAGAGGCUGAAGAUGUUAUAUCAGCGUUUAAUAAAUGGCAAGAGAAGUUUAAGGUAGCACCGUCUGUUGGUGCAUAUGACAGGAUCAUCUCUUUUUGCUGCAGUUCAUCGAAGAUCAGCUUAGCUCUUGAUGUGGCUGAGUGCCUUUGUAAAUCCAAUCCCAGUGUGCCGAUUGAAUUGCUCAAUCCAAUAAUAAAUGCCUGUGAGCAAGGCUAUGAGCUUCACAUGGCUCGUCCGUUAUAUAAUUUGAUGAGUCUCUACAAGUUGAAAUUGAAACCCGAAACUUUCAGGAGCAUGAUAAGUCUAUGUGUAAAAAUGAAAGAUUUUGAAGGUGCUUACACUAUACUCACAGAUGCAGAAGAAUCUGGGGAGACGUCCACCGUAAGCCUGUAUAAUGUUAUUAUGGCUGGAUAUUUUAGAGAGAAAAAUCACAAUGGAGCACAAAUGGUCAUGUCGCAAAUGCAGAUUGCUGGAGUAAAACCAGACUCUGAAACAUUCAGUUAUUUGAUCUCAAACUGUGAUUGUGAGGAGAAAAUAUCAAAGUACCUGGAUGAACUAAGGCGAGAUGGACUUCAAAUGACCAAGCAUGCGUAUAUGGCACUAAUUAACGCAUAUUCAAGACUUGGGAAUUUUGACAUGGCCAAACAGGUUGCCCUGGAUAAGGAAAUACCACCUAAGUGCCUCAGUGAAGUAACAAGCGCGCUUGUAGGAGCGCUUGCAUCGAAUGGGAAGGUAUCAGAUGGACUUGAAUUGUUUGACGAAAUCAAGCAAUCCGGAGGCUACCUUGAACCAAAGGCUGCAAUAGCCCUGAUUGAGCAUACUCAAACAGAAGACCAGCUAGAUAGACUGUAUCAACUUCUGGAGGAGGUGAACGAGCCAGGCAUGUGGUUUGAUGGGUGCGGCAGAGUGCUUCAAUACUGUGUUCAGCACAAUCACCUCGAUGCCGCUGUUGAUUUACUUAAGCAACUGAAGGAGACAAAUGAAAUGAGUACAUACAUGAUUGUUGAUCAGGUGUUCUGCCAAAUAUGGGAAAUGGAGCCUGUAAAUUUGGAUGUUGGAAUGGAGCUUCUCCGUGCUGUCAAAGAGCUCGGGCUAAAUGUUUCUCGGACAAGCCUUGAUUUUCUUCUCAGCGCAUGUGUAAAGGCAAAGGAUUCACAACGUGCCCAGCAGAUCUGGGAAGAAUAUGAAUCCUCUGGCCUUCCACACAACGUGUUGACUUCCUUGAGGAUGUACCAGGCUCUUGUUUCGUCUGCCCAGAGGUCGACAUCUAAGAAGUCUGCCGAGUGGUCGGCAGCAAAGAAGUUCUACAAAACAAUACCAAAGGAGGAUCCUCAUGUGUGCUGCAUACUAGAUUCUUGCAAAAUAACAUAUAACAGGAAGCGCGGUAAACGUAAAGCUGCCACUAAGCCCAGUCCAGGAAAACAAGAGGUAUAAGGGAUGCACCACUCUGCCACUUCUGUUACAAUGAAAUACUAGAAUGAAAAUGGAGCCCCAAUUGCUCCCUUCAUUAUCCACUAUCAUUCUUUACUGAUAAAACCGUCUGCCAUUUCUUCUAAUUGUUUGGCUGGUCACUCACGAACCUGGUAGAAACAUGGAUUACAUUUACAUUUAGAGAAACUUCAUGUGACUCGGUUGAAAGGCGAAAUCCGUCUCAAAUUGAAGCCAAACAGACAAAAGACUGGCCACCCACAUAAUAGGCUUUUCUGAGCACGUCCUAUCGUCUGGCACCCAGAAUUACCUGCACCACUUGGAGGAGCUACAGUUUCUAGCCUGAAACUUGGUAUCCUCACUGGGAGCCAUUGCCAAAAGAUCAUGAGACCACUGCCACAUUUUGAGCCGCUUUGCUGUGACCACUUACCACCACUCCUGCACUGUGUGCCCCACUUGUCUUAAUGGCCAACGUGUGACCACAACAAGGGGUUGUUCACAGUGAAACAAUCACCGCCCCCACAGCCUCACCAACCAGAGAAAAAGAUUUGAUGAUCGGUUUGGAUUUGGGGAGUAGGGGGCUGGGUGGAACACGCACAGUUAGGAGUGCAAGGCAGAGAGGUCACUGUGUCAAAUUACCGAUAUCAAGCAACGACAGUGCAUUCCUACGCAUAACAUAAGGUUUAAAAGCAUAAAAGCUGUGGGCAUCACAAUUUGAACUCUGGUUUUCAUUCGCCUUCUUACCUGCUGGCCGGGGCCUCCUGUAGGAUUACAAAGGUUAAUUAUUUGCUGAUUUCAUUCUAUGCAACUGCAAGAGGACACAUGCAUCUGGUUUCAAAAACGUGCAUAGAAGUUUGGAUAAACUCAAAAUCAAAAAGUGGAAGAACACAAACCUUGCAAAUUUCCUUUUUUCUUUUCCUUUCCCCUUUCCUUUCCAUACCUUGUAUGGUUCCUGACGGGAACCUAACAUGGCAAUGUUUAAGAAAAUUGUACGCUGGCCCUAGAGAAAGCAAGAAAGGAAGACCCCCACAUACACCAGAUAAGAUGAAUGGUCCAGACAAAUGCAAUGCUUGUGGUGUUCCAAGCCAUGCUUUAUGUUUGGUACAGGCACGCACUGCCUAUCGAAGAUAUGCAAUGCCCUGGGAGUUUAGAUAUGCUGAAAAUGAGAGGCUGGUUUUAUGUUCCCAACCGGAAACGAUAAUUAAGGAAUCAAGAAGCUCAGAUGCAGGGCGGUUUGUCAUAUACCACCCUAGUCAUACUCGGUCUCCAUAAAUAGGAUUAUUGCUCCUAGUCGUGUUUUAUUUGCACUCUCUUUUCCGCCCCGUUUUUGCAUUCUUAAAGGUUGCCGAACAAUGGAUACAUGCAGAACAAAACAGGUUGUAAUGUUGUUAAGCAGUCCUAUGAGCCCAGUUCUGUAUAAUCUGAAGCUUGGUUAUGAUUUGUAACCAGCUGGUAAUGAAUCUAAGCAAUUCCGCGCUGCUUGCUGGAA
Molecule: messenger RNA, 4216 nt
Organism: Triticum aestivum (bread wheat)
Lineage: Eukaryota; Viridiplantae; Streptophyta; Magnoliopsida; Poales; Poaceae
Product: pentatricopeptide repeat-containing protein At4g04790, mitochondrial
Exons: 16
Coding region: 145-2733 (862 amino acids)
Molecular function (GO): protein binding
Source: RefSeq, a predicted model, not a curated record